AUGGCCGCGGCCUCCUCCCCGCCCAGGACUGAGAGGAAGCGCGGGGGCUGGGGCCGCCUGCUGGGCGCCCGGCGGGGCAGCGCGGGCCUGGCCAAGAAGUGCCCCUUCUCCCUGGAGCUGGCAGAGGGCGGCCCGACGGGCGGCACGCUCUAUGCUCCCGUCGCGCCUUCCGGCGUCCUGGGGCCAGCGUCCCCCACGACCCCCGCUGCGCCCUCGGCGCCCCCGGUCGUCGCCGACCUCGGCCCGCGGCCGCCAGUGAGCCUCGACCCGCGGGUCUCCAUCUACAGCGUGCGCCGCCCGCUGCUCGCGCGCACCCACGUCCAGGGCCGCGUCUACAACUUCCUCGAGCGCCCCACGGGCUGGAAGUGCUUCGUCUACCACUUCGCUGUCUUCCUCAUCGUCCUGGUCUGCCUCAUUUUCAGCGUGCUGUCCACCAUCGAGCAGUACGCCGCGCUGGCCACUGGGACGCUCUUCUGGAUGGAGAUCGUGCUGGUGGUGUUCUUUGGGACGGAGUACGUGGUCCGCCUCUGGUCUGCAGGCUGCCGCAGCAAGUACGUGGGCGUCUGGGGACGGCUGCGCUUCGCUAGGAAGCCCAUUUCCGUCAUCGACCUCAUCGUGGUGGUGGCCUCCAUGGUCGUCCUCUGUGUGGGCUCCAAGGGCCAGGUGUUCGCCACGUCCGCCAUCAGGGGUAUCCGCUUCCUCCAGAUCCUCCGGAUGCUGCAUGUGGAUCGCCAGGGAGGCACCUGGCGGCUCCUGGGCUCUGUGGUCUUCAUCCACCGCCAGGAGCUGAUAACCACCCUCUACAUCGGCUUCCUGGGCCUCAUCUUCUCCUCCUACUUCGUGUACCUGGCCGAGAAGGAUGCAGUGAACGAGUCGGGUCGCAUUGAGUUCGGCAGCUACGCGGACGCGCUGUGGUGGGGGGUGGUCACAGUCACCACCAUUGGCUACGGGGACAAGGUGCCCCAGACCUGGGUUGGGAAGACCAUCGCCUCCUGCUUCUCCGUCUUCGCCAUCUCCUUCUUCGCACUCCCAGCGGGCAUCCUGGGCUCAGGGUUUGCCCUCAAAGUGCAGCAGAAGCAGAGGCAGAAGCACUUCAACCGGCAGAUCCCAGCAGCAGCAUCCCUCAUCCAGACUGCGUGGAGGUGCUACGCUGCCGAAAACCCCGACUCCUCCACCUGGAAGAUCUACGUGCGGAAGCCCAGCCGGAGCCCUGCGCUGCUCUCGCCCAGCCCCAAGCCUAAGAAGUCCGCCAUGGUCAAGAAAAAGAAGUUCAAAGUGGACAAGGAUAACGGGGUCAACCCUGGAGAGAAGGUGCUCACGGUCCCCCACAUCACCUGCGAUCCCCCAGAGGAGCGGAGGCCAGACCACUUCUCUGUCGACGGCUACGACAGCUCUGUGAGGAAGAGCCCCACGCUGCUGGAGGUGAGCCCGGCCCACUUCCUGAGAACCAGCAGCUUUGCCGAGGACCUGGACCUGGAAGGGGAGACGCUGCUGGCCCCCAUCACCCACGUGUCACAGCUCCGGGAGCACCAUCGAGCCACCAUCAAGGUCAUUCGACGCAUGCAGUACUUUGUGGCCAAGAAGAAGUUCCAGCAAGCAAGGAAGCCCUACGAUGUGCGGGAUGUCAUCGAGCAGUACUCUCAAGGCCACCUCAACCUCAUGGUGCGCAUCAAAGAGCUGCAGAGAAGGCUGGACCAGUCCAUCGGAAAGCCCUCCCUGUUCAUCCCUGUCUCAGAAAAGAGCAAGGACCGCGGCAGCAACACCCUCGGCGCCCGCCUGAACCGGGUGGAAGACAAGGUGACGCAGCUGGACCAGAGGCUGGUGGUCAUCACGGACCUGCUCCACCGGCUGCUCUCCCUGCACCAGGGCGGACCCCCUGGUGGGGGCGGGGCCCAAGUGGUCCAGUCCCGCAGCGAAGGUGGCUCUGUCCACCCCAAGCUCUUCCUGCCCGGCAACUCUCUGCCCACCUACGAACAGCUGACCGUGCCCCAGAGAGGACCUGAUGAGACAUCCUGA
Messenger RNA from Urocitellus parryii (Arctic ground squirrel), 2016 nucleotides. RefSeq names its product potassium voltage-gated channel subfamily Q member 1 (gene Kcnq1). Gene Ontology annotation, biological process: potassium ion transmembrane transport. Gene Ontology annotation, cellular component: voltage-gated potassium channel complex; membrane. Lineage: Eukaryota; Metazoa; Chordata; Mammalia; Rodentia; Sciuridae. Gene Ontology annotation, molecular function: voltage-gated potassium channel activity. The record is from RefSeq and is a predicted model, not a curated record.